Messenger RNA from Malurus melanocephalus (red-backed fairy wren), 681 nucleotides. It is a transcript of the gene TMEM59L, whose product is annotated as transmembrane protein 59 like. The transcript is spliced from 5 exons. The record is from RefSeq and is a predicted model, not a curated record. Lineage: Eukaryota; Metazoa; Chordata; Aves; Passeriformes; Maluridae. The annotation marks the transcript as partial.
CGCGAUGUCCCCGCUCCUCUGCAGAGCCUGGAACUGAAGCUGCCGUCCUUUUCCGUGUUGGAUUUGGUGUCCACCUUCUGCAACGACAUCGUCAGCUCUGCCCAGAGCUUCAUCUCCUCCACCUGGACCUUCUACCUGCAGGCGGACGAUGGCAAGGUCGUGGUGUUUCAGUCCCAGCCUGAGAUGGAAUACCCAGCACCCGAGGCUCUGGAGAUGCAACCAGCACAGCCGGGAUCGGGAUCGGGAUCGGGGUCCAGCCCUCGCCUCCCCCAGCCCCACACAGGCUCCCGGGUGAACGGGGACAAACCCCCCGUGAAGGAGGCGCGGGGCAAAGGCAAGGCGCGCCCCGCGGAGCCCCCGCAGCAGGAGCACGAUUUCCUGGGCUGCAUGUCCAAGCGCUCGGGCCUUCCUCGCUGGAUCCUGGCCGCCUGCCUCUUCCUCUCCAUCAUGGUGAUGCUGUGGCUCAGCUGUGCCAGCCUGGUGACCGCGCCCGAGCAGCACGUCAAGACCCAGCCGCUGAGCAUCAACGGGGACAAGGAGUACCUGGAGGACCUGGAGGGCCCCGGCGCGUUCCCGCUGCCGCCGGUCAUCGCCGUCACCCUGUGCCCCGCGCACGGCGGGGAGGACGCGGGGCCGCUGCCGCUCAAGGUCGACCUGGACAAGACCAUCCUGUAGCGCUCC